Penaeus vannamei (Pacific white shrimp) is the source of this 444-nucleotide messenger RNA. The record is from RefSeq and is a predicted model, not a curated record. Lineage: Eukaryota; Metazoa; Arthropoda; Malacostraca; Decapoda; Penaeidae.
CCAGGUGCGGGAGCGAACGCGGGGUCAGCCGAGGUCAUGGCACACGAGCUGGAGAAGGAGGAGUUAGGCGGGCCCUCGCAUACCUCGGCUCCAGGCGGCCUGACCCUCACCGUGCCCUCGACGUCCUCGCCAUCUCAGGUCACGACCCCGGGCGCGGCACAGCAGGAUGCCCCCGUGGCCGCCCUCAGGAGGUACCUGGACUCGAUCCCUCAGCACCCGUCCCCGCGUCGGGAGGUGGCGAGCAGCGUGGUGUGGCGGUGUGUCCGUGGUGACGUCAUUGCAAGCUUCCUCCUGACGCUGGUGUCGACGGCGGCGGCGCUGGCGCUGCAGCCUCCCUACCACGCCACACUCACCGGACCUGCGCUCAGCACGCACAGAAAGUUGUCGGAUUUUGAAAAAGUUGUUUUUGAGAAACAUCUUCCCCCUUCAGAAAAUGUCAUUUAA